Messenger RNA from Penaeus indicus, 2956 nucleotides. RefSeq names its product zinc finger FYVE domain-containing protein 21-like. NCBI's taxonomy places the organism in Eukaryota, Metazoa, Arthropoda, Malacostraca, Decapoda, Penaeidae. The record is from RefSeq and is a predicted model, not a curated record. The transcript is spliced from 5 exons. Gene Ontology annotation, molecular function: metal ion binding. Bases 580 to 1296 code for a protein of 238 amino acids.
UCGCAGUCUUUUCGUGUCUGCGUGAAGCUCAACAGCAGCCUCCUAUCAAACUGUUGAUAAGCCUCGAGUAGUUUGCAUUCAUUAACCUAGAAAUCGUAGUUCGCAAAUGCAACUUUUUUGUCAUAAACUACUUUACUCUUGGACUCGUUGACGUGACCGGCCACAUCUUAUAAUCAGACUGGGUAUUAACCUUUAACAGACUUUUAAAAUUAUUUAGGUGUUAAAUAUUUCGUAGUACUUUGGCCAAUACUUAUGGACACGAUAAGGUGUUUAAUAGAUCGCUCAAUUCUGAUUGGUGGAAAUCUUGAGAUAAAUUAGAAACUUUAUUCCUCAUUGGUUAAUCUGCGAACACGCCCCCCUUCUCAAGAGAGGCUUGACCUAAAAUCUUUUUCAUUCUUGAAAAGAUUUAUGUUGAUGAUCAGCUGAACUGUACAUUUAAGUUACGUAUAAAAUGAAUAAUUAGUCUCAGCAUUUAAGCGUUAGGUAACAUUUUAAUACACGAAGGUAAUCAACGAAAGAUUUUCUCGAAGAAAAAUUAAACUCUUUGACCCAAUAGUCUCUACCCUUCAGUAAACAAACAUGGCAGGAGUAACCAAUUCAGGGAAGAGACUCGUCCGCUCCAAAUCUGGGCUGAGAAUAAUACCCUUAAAGGACACAGACAGGAGUCCGUUUGAGUUGAGAGAACCGGAAUGGAUCCCCGACAAAAUGAGCCCAACUUGUAUGGACUGCAAGGAAAAGUUUGACUUUUUAAAACGAAGGCACCACUGUCGGAGGUGUGGGCGGGUCUGCUGUGCUUCCUGCUGUGAGACCCGACUGGCACUCCCUAGGAUGUGCUUCCUGGACCCGGUGCGGAUGUGUUCCCCCUGCGCAGAGACCACCUCAAAGGAGAACUUGUUUUAUAACAAGGACCUGAAGACACUCAUUACAGGAGCCAUCUUAAGUCAGAGUGCACAGGAUCAGUUUGACUUAGAAUCAUGCUUGGUGCAGUGCCGAUUGUCUCCCGAUCACCGAUACUUGAUACUGUCCGGAUCACAACUUGAUAACCUAACACCAUUGUCCAUACCAAUGCACAGAGUCACAGGCCUUCAUGUUGCCAACAGAUUCCAGGAUUCAGCAGGCAACUUCAAGGUAACAGGGGUGACUGUUCAGUAUACACUAGCUGGAGAAGACGAAGAUGAGGUUUCCAUUUCCGCUCCUCCUGAUGCUUCGCCCUCUGCCUAUGAUUUCCUAACAGCACUGGAAAAGGCUGUCUUCAUGAUGCAGGAGGCCCGUGCUGUAAUAGGCAUAGCAGAGUGAGUGACAUGGGCAAUGGGCAAAGAGCCCAAAAGGGGUAAAGGGUAAAGAUAACAGAUAUACUGGAGAUUAUGGCAUUGGUUUGCUAGCUCGAUUCCAGAUAGUUUUUGAUGUUUUGGCUUGGAGAAGAUGUGUGUUUUUUGCAUGGUGGUGGGAAGUUGUAGUAAUUUCCUAUGACUGUAACAUCAUGGAAAUAUAUAUCGGUUAUUGAGAUAUGUAAAGAAUGUGAGAAUUGAGUGAGCCACCAUUUACAUUCACUUUUCAGUACAUACAUUAUUUCCAGGUAUGAGAGAGUAUCAUGUAUAUAAUCCCAAUAAAAGACCCAUUGUUCUGUGAUUAAAGGAUAGAUUAGGUAUAUGUAACUUCUAUAAGUUUUUUAUUGGUGCUUUAUCCUUUCACUGUAUAAUGUCUGUAAGGGAUGUAUAUUCGCUUAUAUAUUAUGGCUCACUUUGUCUUUUAUCUUGUAUAGUACAUACAGAUUUUGUAAUAUAUAUUUUGUCAAUGAGAAUAUAGUCUUGUUAUUCUUAUAUGUUUGUGAAACUUUCCAUUGCCUUCAAGUUGCAUAUAAAGAGUUCAUGAAACACACAUGUGUUUGAAAGGGAGAAUAAUGAUUAGAUGGAUUAGAUCUAGAAUGAUUUUUUUUACCAUUCUUUAAGCUGUUCUCAGUGUACUGGGUUUCAUCUAAGGAAUAGCAAAUAGUAAAUUUCCUCUUUAUCCUUAUAAUGUUAAGUGUAGUCCCCCUGCUUCCUAGCUCAUCACUCAGCAUGUCAGCGUGUGAAUUGGCGGUUUUGACUCGUGUAUCUGAGGUACAUCCACUAUGAGGAGGUCCUGUAUGUUUCAGAUUCAUGAGUCAAAGCUGGUGGCUCACACACUGGUUGCAUUGAGUAGUCAACUUGAUAUGGAGGGACUGGCUUUUGCUAUGAAUAGAGGAUGUUACUAGAGAACAUACAUGGGAAAUGGAAGGACUAAAACUGGUGGUCUUAUAUCUUAUAUUUUCCUGUACUCACAUUUUCAUGAAAAGUAGUCAGCAGUGUCAUCCGAUAGGUUAUAAAAAUGGCAGUCAUUUUUUUUGUCUUGCCAUUUUCAGGAACAUUAUUUGAAACUUCAUAUAAUAUUGAUCAACCUAAUGCCUCCAGGAACAUGCAAUGUCCGUUGUAUUUUUAUUUAUGAAAUGUCUUUAGAAAUAUAUGGCUCCACAAGGGCUCAGCCACCAAGGAGUUAAUUAGUAGGAUUAUGCGACCUCACCUUAAGUUUUCUUGAUUUUUUUAAAGAUACUAUUUGUCCAUCUUGUUAUUAUUAUUAUAAUUAUUAUUAUUAUUAUUAUUAUUAUUAGCACUAUGAAUAUUCCAGUGUUGUUAAGAAUAUUAAUAGUAUUAUGAUUUUUUUACAAAUAUAUCUGAAGGUCAAGGAAAAGGGUAGACAGAUGAGAUAGGUAGGGCUGUUAAGUGACUCCUUGCUGACUUAGUACCUGAUAUGUGUUGCCACAAUUAGUAACCUAAAUUCACAAAUAAUAAGUUAAACAUACAUGUUAUCCCUGAUGGCAAUGGGUUAAAUGUGAUAUUCACCAAGCUACAGAUAGAACGGUAGAGUAUUGGCAUGGUACCUCUGAGACGAGCAGAUUUUACAGCUAAAUAGGAUUCAUUAGAUUUGUAAUUUUUUUUUU